CGUUGCUAGGGAAGCUGCGCGGUUGCCGGGGCCGGGUUCCGGAACUGACGCGGGGGCGGGGGGGCCGCUCGCCCGGGACGGGAAGUAAACAAGGCACCGGCCGGAUCGCGGGGGGGCCCCGCUCAGACCCCCCUGCGCCGCGGUUCGAUUCCAGGAUGAUGGGCCGACCCCAGAGGAACUGGGGGGUGCUGGCCCCCCUCUGCCUCCUCCUCCUCUUCCUCCUCACCCUCGGUGCCUCCUACAAGCCGGUCGUGGUCGUUCACGGCCUUUUCGACAGCCCCUCGGUCUUCAGCCACCUACUGCACUUCAUCAACCAGACCCACCCUGGCACCAACGUGACGGUCGUGGAUCUCUUCGACCACAGCCAGAGCCUGAAGCCGCUGUGGGUGCAGGUGGAGGGUUUCCGACAGGCCAUUUCGCCCAUCAUGCAGAACGCGGCCGACGGGGUGCAUCUCAUCUGCUAUUCGCAGGGGGGGCUCAUCUGCCGAGCUCUGCUCUCCACCAUGCCUGAUCACAACGUCGACACCUUCAUCUCCCUCUCCGCCCCCCAGAUGGGGCAGUACGGGGGUGACCCCCUGUUUCUCUAGGCUGGUCCUUGCAGGGUGGGGGGUUUACAGCUGGGGUCCCCCUGCCCCCCAUAACUCCCGUCCCCUGUGCCCCCAGCCUGGAAGAGGAACCUCUUGCGGAUCCGGAAGCUGGUUCUGGUCGGGGGUCCGGACGACGGGGUCAUCACGCCCUGGCAGUCCAGCCUCUUCGCUUUCUACAACCUCAACGAGACGGUGACGGACAUGGAGCAGCAGCUGGUGUACCUGCAGGACAGCUUUGGGCUGAAGACGCUGGACGCCCGCGGUGCCAUCGCCCGGUGCCUGGUGCCCGGGGUGCCACACACGGCCUGGCACUCGAACCGCACCGUCUACGAGACCUGCCUGGCCCCCUGGCUCUCCUAGCGUGGGGGGUCCGGGGGGCUUGGGGCCCCCGCCUUUUUAAUUAUGACCCCCAGCCAACAGGAUCCUGUUUGGUACCAACUGGGUGUUCGGAGCAGGGGGGUUUCCUAGGGGAGGAUCUGGGGGGGGGCUGGAAUUGGGGGGGGGACUGGGGGGGGGUCCUUGGGGGGCUGGACACGGGGGGUCUGGGGUCCUUUUCCCGGUCAGAAAGUGAUUGUAAAAGAUUUGGGGGGUGGCGAGGUUUGAACCGGCCCGUAGUUCAUGUCUUGGCUGCCUGGUUUGGGGGGGGCUCAGUUUGGGGGUGCCCCAGCACCCCCCAGCCAGGCAGUGUCCAGUAUUAACCCUUUCGUGCCUGGCACGAGGGGGCCGAGCCGCGCUGCCAUGUUCCGUGUGGGACUCAGGGAUUUCAGGGGGCCUUCAGAGCUCCGCUGUUGUACCCCCAAAACCAGACCCAACCCCAUUUUAGCUCAGGGGAGGGGGAGGGAGUGGACCGCCGAAAGGGGGAAUAUUAGGGUACUUGACAUUUGGGGGUUAGUUUGGGGGUUCACAUAACUUUUUAGGUACAUUUCCAGAUGUGGCAGUUUUGGGGGUUCAGUUGCAGAGGAAUUUGGGGGGCCGGAUGGGUCUAAGGGGAUUUGGGGAAGUCCCUGGAGAAGCUGCAGGACCCCACAGUGGGGUCAAGGAUCUGAGGGGUGAUGAGAAUUUGGGGGUUCACUAUGGGGAAGAUUAGAUGUGGGAGCCCCAACUUUGGGGUGCCGAAGAUGGGUGUGGAUUCAACUGGGAAACUUAGUUGAACCCCAAGGCUUAGAAAGAGGCAUCAGCUGCAAUUGGGGGUUCAGUUUUAGGGCCUCAAGAGUGGUUUUGGGGUGACCGAAUUUGGAGGUUGCAUUUCCAGGAGACAGUUUGGGGCUGGGGGUUUUGGGGUGUCCAGGAGACCUGCCGGUUGGGGUCAGCAGGAAUUGUGCGUUAUAUUUUGGGGUUCAUGUCGCAGCACCUGGUUCUUCGGUUUGGGAAGUUUGGGGUCACUGGGACAUUUGCAUGAAUUUUAGAGGUUCACUUAUUUUAGUAGCUUAUGGGGUGUUGAUAUUGGGGGUUACUAGAGAAAUUGCUGGUAGUUUUGGGGUUCAUGCCCCGGAAGGGAGUUCACGUGGAUUGAGUUAAGCACAUUGGCGAUUCACUUGGGGGGUUGAGUUUUGGGGAGCCACUUAAAUUGGGGGUCACUAGAAAUUUGCAUGACUUGUAGGGACUUGGGGUUAUGUUUGGGGGUUCUCUGCCUGUGCAGGCUGCUAGUUUUGGGGGUCACUAGAGAUUUUGUGUUAAGUCAUAGGGUGAUUCAGUUCAGGAACCUCCACUUAUUUGGGGGUUUGCUGGAAUUUGGGGGCUGUUUUUAGAGGUGAUGGGGUGGUAGUUUGGGGUGGCUGGUUUUGCAUGAGUUAUUGGGGUUCAGUUAUUUUUAUAAACAGUUGGAGCCUUGGACCCUGGGUUCAGGAGUUCUAGGAUAGUUUGGGGGUGUCACUAGGAGGUUGUCAGUAUUGGGGUACCAGGCUGUAUUGGGGGGAGGUUUCCUGCAUUUUAGGAUCCAGCUUCAAGUGUACAAGGUUGGGAUUCUAGGGGUGUAUCGGGGUAACUGCAGCCGACUGCAUCUGACUUGAAAUGGGGGGCUGCAGCUGUCUGGGGUACUUUGAAUUUUGGGGUGCUGUGCACAGUUGGAGUGACUGGGCAGUUGACUUGGGGGUGCAGGUUUGGGAGUCCAGCUGCUUUUGGGGGGCCCAGCAUCAUGGGGGCCCUAGUUUGAGGGGGCUCCAGGUUGAUGUGGGGGUGCCAGACUGAUUUUGGGGGGCUAGAGCUCCAAGGGUCAGCAUGACCAGGACACAAAAUUUGGGGGUGCAGGAGCACAAUCUUUGAGGGGGUCUGUGCAGCCCCCCGGUUCUGAGACCCCCUGUUUCUCACAGAGGGGGGCUGUCUGUGGCUCCCUGACUGGCAUGUCAAAUAUUGGGGUUCCCAGACCCAGCCCCCUGGGCGGAUGUUUACAUAUUUAUGGGGCUGUGGUGUGGGGGGGGUCAGCCUGGGAACCCCACUGAGCCCCCUGCCCCCGGGGAGAUGUUGGGGGGGUCAGUGUUACACCCCCGAUUCCAGCCCCCAUGUUCUGUGUAUUUAUAACAAUAAAAGCACUUUGUUCCCUAA
Messenger RNA from Chrysemys picta bellii (western painted turtle), 3128 nucleotides. Lineage: Eukaryota; Metazoa; Chordata; Testudines; Emydidae. The record is from RefSeq and is a predicted model, not a curated record.